UCCUCACAAGUGUCAAAAGUGCAAAAAUAACAUCAGAUUUGCAGUCGAUUUUCAACUUUUCGCCUGAAAAUUCGAUAAAGUUACACAAAUUAUUCGUAUUUCUUAAAAUAAAACAUGACGGAAGUGCUCAGCAACAACACCACCGAUAAGGUGGGAUCGCUCGUGAAGGAAGCGGAAGCGCUCAAGGCCAAACUCGAGGAAGAACGCCAGAAGCUGAACGAUGUCACCUUGUCGUCCGUUGCCGAGCGCUUGGAAAUGAUCACAUAUCUUAACAUUAAGCCACGUCGCGUUCUUAAAGGCCACCAGGCUAAGGUUCUGUGCUCCGACUGGUCUCCGGACAAGAGACACAUUGUGUCCUCGUCCCAGGAUGGCAAGCUCAUCAUUUGGGAUGCGUUCACCAACUACAAGGAACACGCGGUCACGAUGCCGACCACCUGGGUUAUGGGUUGUUCGUACGCUCCGUCGGGUAAUCUGGUUGCCUGCGGGGGCCUCGAUAACAAGGUAACCGUUUAUCCCAUCACGAUGGAAGAGGACAUUUCGUCGCGCAAGAAAACCGUUGGCACCCAUACUUCGUACAUGUCUUGUUGCAUUUUCCCUAACUCCGAUCAGCAAAUUUUGACCGGAAGCGGUGAUUCCACAUGUGCUCUGUGGGACGUUGAGUCGGGACAGCUGCUGCAGAGCUUCCACGGACAUACCGGCGAUGUGAUGUCUAUCGAUUUGGCACCGAACGAAACAGGAAAUACUUUUGUGUCCGGGAGUUGUGAUAAGAUGGCUUUUAUCUGGGAUAUGAGGUCCGGGCAUGUAGUGCAAUCGUUCGAAGGUCAUCUUUCGGAUGUAAAUUCGGUAAAAUUCCACCCCAGUGGUGAUGCCAUUUCAACUGGUUCAGACGAUAGCACCUGUCGUUUGUUCGAUAUGCGCGCCGACAAAGAAGUUGCCGUGUUCAGCAAGGAUAGCAUUAUAUUUGGCGUCAACUCGGUUGAUUUCUCCGUUAGCGGAAGACUCCUGUUUGCUGGUUACAACGAUUACACCGUAAAUGUCUGGGAUACGCUCAAGGCUCAACGAGUUUGUCUGCUGUACGGACACGAGAACAAAGUUUCUUGUCUGCAGGUGUCUCCGGACGGAACAGCUCUCUCCACUGGAAGCUGGGACUUUACACUUAGAAUCUGGGCUUAAGCACUAAAAUCAAUGGCCAGCAAAUAAAACGUUGCAUUUAAAUGUCGUAGUGAAAGCACAAAUAAGAAUAUUCACAGCAAGAUGUACCCAAAACUA
Culex quinquefasciatus (southern house mosquito) is the source of this 1269-nucleotide messenger RNA. RefSeq names its product guanine nucleotide-binding protein subunit beta-5 (gene Gbeta5). The transcript has 5 exons. The record is from RefSeq and is a predicted model, not a curated record. Lineage: Eukaryota; Metazoa; Arthropoda; Insecta; Diptera; Culicidae. Gene Ontology annotation, molecular function: signaling receptor complex adaptor activity; protein binding. Gene Ontology annotation, biological process: G protein-coupled receptor signaling pathway; G protein-coupled dopamine receptor signaling pathway. Gene Ontology annotation, cellular component: heterotrimeric G-protein complex; cytoplasm. Bases 115 to 1173 code for a protein of 352 amino acids.